CCGUGAACGCAUCAUCACUUCCUUUCUCCUCCAAGCCGCGCCUCCUUUCUCUUGGUGGGACUGGAGGCUGCCAAACAGAGGGAGGACAGCCUCUCCGUAGAAAAAAAAAACAUGUGAAGAGGGGGGGUAUAUUAAAGAGACGUGUGGAGCGUAAAACUUGCCAGAGUGAUAACUUUUUGGUCGCUCUCACCAACUCGUGGGUCGGCGUUUUUUUUUUCUCGGCUUCGCCGGUGAAGCGAAUGGACAGAGGAGCAGGACACUCUCACCAACGGCAGAGCUCCCCGUCCGCCCGGCCGCUCACAUUGUGUCUGCGUCCGUCCGUCAGCCGUAGGGGGUGGAAGAGGACUCACCGGGUGAGCCGCUGAACUCAAAGUAAGCAGAGACGUGUACCAUGCCGACAAGUGAUGGUCCCGGCCGCUUCCCCGUCUUUGUGGCUCCGUCUCACAGCACCCCCCAGCGGUGUCCAGGCUACGUUCCCGGGCGGGUGGCCCCCGUCCGCUCCCCUCCACCGGCCAAAGCUCCUCCGCCACCGCCGUUAAAGCCUCGCGGCCCGGAGCGGCCGCAGCAGACGGCCCCCAGCCUGCAGGCGGAGACUCGCCACAGGGAGCUCGCUCAGAGACUCCAGCAAAGAAAGAACACCAUUAUCUGCUGUGGAGUGUCGCUGUGUGCCCUCCUGCUUACGCUGAUCCUCGUACUCAGUCUCAAAAGUGGACAAGAGUUAGAUGAGAAUUGUCCAGACCACAGCCCAUCCCUUAGUAGCUGGAAUCCAGGUCACCAGCUAGAUAAGGCGGUUGUUGUCAGGAGGGGGCAUUUGUUUAGGCUGGAGUCUUCCUCUACUUUCUUUUCACUCACCAUCAAAUCAGGAGGUCGGGUUGUUUUUGCCGACAACGCUGACGGCUCCAAAAACAUAACGCUGAGAACGCACCAUAUUCUAAUUGAGGACGGGGGUGCCCUGCACAUCGGUGCGCCCAGAUGCCGCUAUCGAUCCCGCGCCACCAUCGCCCUGAUGGGCCGCGCCGACAGCAAGGCGCUCUCGGACGUCCCAGGCCUCGGCCGCAAGUUCAUCGGGGUUCUGGGUGGAGGGACCCUGGAGCUCCACGGCACAGAGAGGGUUUCCUGGUCGCUGCUGACCCAAAGCAUCCCGGCGUCUGGGCUGGCCUCGGGGGGAUACGCCUUCCAGAGGAACUUCAGCCGGGGCAUCAACCUGCGCCUGGUGGAUCAGGACACGGGCGCCGUGCUGUUCUCCGAGCGCUACGACACACACGAGUCCCGCAACGACAGCCGGCGGCUCACUCAGCUCCUUCGCUCGCUGCCGGCGGGCCGCAUUGUCACGCUGGCCGUGGGAGACUCCGCGGUCAAAAGUUUUCUGGACGAAACCAAGAAGGCCUUUGAGGAGGUCCUCGGUAGCAGAUAUGCCCAUGACCUCAAGUACAGACAAGCGUGGGCGUUGGUCUCUGUGGUUGGCGGCGGUAACGGAUCGUGCUCAGAGGAUGUGAGGGAGCAUGAAAACCUGGACACGGGAGGGAGAGCUCUGGCAAGACGCAACUUCACCACGGUGGACGGAGUGGGCUUCUCAGUCACAGCCUACAGCGAGUGGAGGAAUGGCUACCCCAUUAUGGGCUUCCAAGUGGAUGCUGUGGACCAGGUGGUGCUUAACCUGCAGGAUGAAGUGCAGGAGAGCUGGCAGCCUGGAGAUAACAUUGUAGUUGCCAGCACUGACUACUCCAUGCAUCAGGCUGAAGAGUUUACCCUGCUGCCCUGCUCCCAGUGCACCAGCAGACAAGUCAGGAUACAAGGGAAGCCUCUGUACAACCAUGUCGGGGAGGUACUUGAUGGAGUGGACAUGCGUGCUGAAGUGGGUCUGCUCUCCAGAAACAUUCUCAUCUACGGAGAAAUGGAAAGCUCCUGCUACGGAAACAUGUGCCAGUUCUUUGGCCACGACACUUUUGGAGGCCACAUUAAGGUCUUUAAUAACUUCUCAUCAGUGCAUCUAUCCCACGUGGAGUUGAAGAACCUGGGUCAACAAAGAGAAAAAGGCAGGUACCCCCUCCACUUUCACAUGUGUGGCGAUGUCGACCGGAGGGGAGGCUACUUGGAACCCACCUAUGUGGACGGACUGUCCAUACACCACUCCUUCUCCCGCUGCCUCACCAUACAUGCCACUAAUGGGCUGCUGGUGAAAAACACUAUAGGUUACGACACAUUGGGCCACUGUUUUUUCCUCGAGGAUGGGAUCGAACAGCGGAACACCUUGUACCACAACCUUGGCUUGCUGACUCGGCCAGGGACGCUGUUGCCAACCGACCGCAAUGAGACUCUGUGCACUACCAUCAAGGACAAAGUCUACACCGGCCACACUCCUUCACCAAGCACUGAGUGCAAGGCGGUCUCAACAUUUUGGAUUGCCAACCCCAACAACAACCUCAUCAGCAAUGCAGCUGCUGGUUCUCAGGAUGCUGGGAUAUGGUUUGUGUUCCACAGUUCAUCCACCGGAGACUCUCAUGGGUUGGUACCAGAAACCAAGGCAGAGCUCACGCCUCUUGGAAUUUUUUACAACAACCGUGUGCAUUCUAACUUUAAGGCCGGGCUGUUCAUUGAUAAAGGAGUGAAAACUACCAACGCCAGUGCGGCCGAUCCCCGUGAAUACCUCUGUCUAGACAACAGUGCCAGAUUCCGACCCCACCAGAACGCUGACCCCAGUCGUCCUCGGGUGGCAGCAGUCAUCGACAAUCUCAUCUCGUUCAAGAACAAUGACCUAGGAGCAUGGAUACGGGGUGGAGACAUCAUCAUCCAGAACUCUGGCUUUGCUGACAAUGGAGUCGGACUCUCUUUUGCCAGUGAUGGCAGCUACCCUAAGGAUGAGGGUUCCAGCCAGGAAGUGAGGCAGUCAUUGUUUGUGGGGGAAAGCCAGAACAGAGGAACCAAUGGUGGACAGAAUAAGUACUGGGGAAUUGGAGGGGCUGAUGGAAAGAUGAGGACUCUGCCUAGAAACCGGACAUUUCCAAUAAGAGGUUUCCAGAUAUACGACGGCCCAGUGCGGCUUAUGCAGAGCACAUUUCGCGGAUUCAUCCCCACACCAGAGCGUUACACCAGCGCAGUGGGAUUCAACUUGAAGAACACGUGGCAGCUGACCCCACGAAACAACCUGUCCCAGCUCACCUUCCACCCCACUGUGGCUCUCCGAGCCUUCUUCGGCCGUCCAGGACAGUGGUUUGAAGACAAUGACCUGGAUGGUGAUAAGAACUCCAUCUUUCACGAUGUCGACGGGUCAGUCGCAGGUUAUAGCGACACAUACAUCGGCAGACCAGACAAUUACCUGAUCCAACAUCCUGGCUGUGUGAAAUUGCCUCCGUGGAAUGGAGUGACCUGCAGUGGCCGUUACUCCCAGGUACAGCACAUCAGGUUAUGUGCAACACCAUUGUUCCCUGUGCAUUCCCCUGACCCUUACAGCCCACAUCCCUCUGUGGUGCAGGUGUACAUCCAGACUCAGGCAGCACCUAGCCUCAGCUUGUCCAUCAUCAGAGACGAGUACCCCGAUGCUCCUCUGGUCCUGCGGGGCAUCAACAGCCAGGGAGCGUCAUCUCAGCAGUACCAGCCCAUCCUGAUGAUGAGCAAGAGUUACACUCUGCACUGGAGUGGGCCUGCACCCAGAGAGGUUGUCAUGUCUCUGAUCAACUUUGAUGAGGAUGACUGGGCACUGGUGGGUCUCUGUUACCCAUCAGACACCACAUUUCAAAUCAUGGCCGACAUCUACGACAGGCAAAAAAACACCUUCGAUGACAUCACAGACUACGGCACCGCACAGUCUCUUGAACAGCUGCAGAGAAAACCGCUGGAAAGGAAAUACUACUUUGAUCAAUCUGUGGGGUUGUUGUGGCUCUACCUACGGGCCCGACAUGGCCGCGACGGCCACAGCUACUGUUCAACAAAAGGUUGUGAAAGAGUAAAAAUCACGGCCACCACAUCGUCCAAACAGACCUGUAACUGCACAGCUAAGGCCUACCCCAAAUAUUCCAAGACUCCCUCUGCUGUGGUGCCUAUGCCGCCUCUAAACAAACAGCCAUGCAAAGACUGUGGCACUCAGCAGCUUGUGUUUUCCAGUGAGCCAUGGUCCUCCUACCUCCAGACUCAAGUAAAGUCUCUGAGCCCUAAAGAGCAGCAGAGGGGAGAAAACACCUCCUUUAUUACUGUAAAUGAGGUGACCAUGCCCUUCUUCCAGCCUGGGUUUUUCCUGGUUUCCGUGGAUGGCUGUUCUGGGAAAGUCACCAAGAAAACCUCAUUUUCAAAGAUGGAUGCUAAGAUGGAACAGUAUCUAAAAACCGGAAUACCAAAGCGGUCAGUCGUGCUCAUGGCAACAAGAGGCCAGCCCACUGGUCUGGUGGACCUGGCUCCACAUCUGGUUUCCUUUGGCUUGGCAAAAUCUGCUGAUCUGCAUAGUAAAGACAGUCUGGCCCUCUGGGGGUUCCGAGGAGGUGCUUCUCCGCCUUCUUGGGUCACCCUACGUGUCGGUCAGCGGGAUGACACCCUUGGGCUGCAGGAGCGCUACUUGCCCCUGGGUUUAGAGAUUUAUGGCUGCGUGCCGCCUGCAGCUAAAAAACGCAAAGACCUGGAGCUUCUCAAAAAAGCCACGCGGCUACAAUAACCAAUGUGAACAACGCGUCUACUCAACGUGUCUACUUGCACACAAAUACACAAACACACAGCCAGCUGAUGAAUGUGAACUGCUGAACCUUUAAUUUAUUAACAGUAAUGAAGAUGUUUACCAUUGACGAGUGGAAAGAGGGUGUGAACGGGGUGACUGUUUUUGUGAUUUUGUGUGUAUGUUCGUAUGCUUUAGGGUCGCGAAGUCAAUGCACUUUCUUUUUUUUGGAGAUAAAACAACAUGCCUUAUCAGCCAAAGUUUUCCGAAGUAGCUUUACGUUAACUUUCCCAAAAUAUUUUUUAUUAUGCAGCAAAUGGAAAAAAAUAAACUGUUGUUCACUGGGGACACAACAUAAUGGAUUAGACACACGCAGUCCCGGAGAAAAUCAUGAAAAUAAAUAGCGUUUUCUAUGAAAUGAGACAUUUGAGUGGAGCUGAAAAUUAAAUGGGCAACUGAGAAUCAAACAUCGAUAUUAAGCCAAAGCCGGACAUGGUGUGAUAAAUCAGAGCCAGCGGGUUAUCCUGCGUUAGUCAGUAGAAUGGCAAAAUCUAAUAACAAGCCAUAUUCGUAUUGAUAUUUUCAGUCAUAUAGUGAUGAACCGUAGUGGGUAGUCAGAUUAAUCGGGCUGUUUUGCUUUUCUGUCAGAACUGCCAUUAAAUAGGUAAGGCCUUUUCCCACCUAUUCAGCAUCUGCACCAACCGGAUCUUCUUCUAGAGAAACCUCUGAUCAUCGUGCAGCUGUACAACUAUAGACUUCAAGCACCUUUUUGUGGAUUCCUACACGGACUUACUGGAUCUCAGAUUUUAUUUAUCUUUUUUCCCACUGUUGGGCUCCUACCUGCAGAACAAGUAGAAAUUGUAUUUCUUUUGUUUGUUUCCUUGUUUGCUUUCUGAAACGGAAUUGAAUUGAAUGUUUGUGCGUGUGUCUUCUGUCUGCCUCAUUCAUGAGCUUUAUGUGCGUGUCGUUGUCAAAUGGCAACGUUGAGAUUUAAUAACCGGAAGCCUUUUUUUGUACUCAGUGCAGUAGUGAGCAGCCGAUGUAUUCCGACCUGCUGAGAGAUAGACGGCUCUACUUUGGGACUACGUAUUCUUUUAGUGCAUGUCUGGAUGUGAGCAGGGCUCCCCCACUGAGCAGCGAUAAGCAUCUUUUUCUGAUUGUGUGGUUCUGACUGACCGAUCACGUGAGAUGGAGGGAGGACAAUGACCUUGUUGCCUUUGAACCACUCUACUGUUAAAGAGCAGAAUAAUGAGAUGUCUCCACCUUUAACCUUUUGUUCAUGUGAUACUUUGAAGAUGCACAACCAGUUUGUACUUUUUUUUAUUAUUACAAAUUGUGUAAAUAUGGUGUCGACUGUCUGUAGACCAACUUCUCUGUGUUGUAUGUAUGUGGAGUGUUUUUUUUCUCGGUUUCUAGAGAUUAGGACUUUUUAAAAAAAUAUUUUGACAUGAAAAUUCAGUAUUGGCCAUGAAAUUACAGAUUGAGUACUCUUCAUUAUUUGUAAUUCGAUCUAAUCUUUUAUUUAGAUGCUUAGAGAAAGAAUUACCUGUCAUUACAAGUGCAAAUGCUUUUAUGUUUGGAAUUGCUGGAAUAAACUGGUAAAAUGGUUAAGUC
Menidia menidia (Atlantic silverside) is the source of this 6253-nucleotide messenger RNA. Lineage: Eukaryota; Metazoa; Chordata; Actinopteri; Atheriniformes; Atherinopsidae. The record is from the annotation of a GenBank genome assembly.